CGGUCUGAUUCUCUAUGCGGUGUGGUUUGUCUUCAAGAGCCAAGCAAGAAAGUUUCCAGCUUCUUCUUCUUCUUCUUCUUCUUCUUCCGAGUCCAAGAAAUCAAGAACUAGAGAGAGGGAGAGAGACAAAAAAGAAAAGGAAAAAAAAAAGAAGAAGCAGAGGAGGUGAAUUCAGUGAAGAAAUCAAAUUAAGAUGAAGAGUCAGAUUGAGAUGCCACCUGGUUUCCGGUUCCACCCGACCGACGACGAGCUCGUCAACCAUUACCUGAUUCGUAAAUGCGCCUCUCAGUCGAUUGCCGUCCCGAUCAUCGCCGAGAUCGACCUCUACAAGUUUGACCCCUGGCAGCUCCCUGAGAUGGCACUGUAUGGUGAGAAGGAAUGGUACUUCUUCUCCCCGAGGGACCGGAAAUACCCCAAUGGCUCACGGCCGAACCGGGCCGCCGGAACGGGUUAUUGGAAGGCGACUGGAGCGGACAAGUCGAUUGGCCGCCCCAAGCCUCUGGGGAUCAAGAAAGCGCUGGUCUUCUAUGCCGGGAAAGCCCCCAAAGGAGUUAAAACCAAUUGGAUUAUGCACGAGUAUCGCCUCGCAAAUGUAGACCGCUCCGCCGGCAAGAAAAAUAACUUGAGGCUCGACGAUUGGGUCCUGUGUCGGAUAUACAACAAGAAAGGCAGGAUAGAGAAGUACUCGGAUGUUGACGAAAAGCCUAGAACUGCUGGAGAGUUGCAGGAGAUGCAGGAAACGGAGGUGAAGCCGGAUAUUUCGAUGUUUGGACGGAAUAUGACGAAUGAGCAAUUUCAUUACAUGGACUCAUCGGGCUCAUUCCCGAAGCUGCAUACAGACUCAAGCUGCUGCUCGGAGCAUGUGCUGUCCCCAGAAUUCACGUGUGAGAAGGAGGUCCAGAGCGAGCCAAAAUGGAACGAACUAGACGGGGCCUUGGAUUUCCAGUUCGAUUCGUUGGACAAAUUCUUGGAAGAUGUCCCGUUUGAGCCUCAGGUUUACCAGUUCCCGGCGGAACAGACCCAGGUCUCACCUCUUCAGGACAUGUUCAUGUAUCUGCAGAAGCCAUUUUGAAGAGAUUGAAAGAAGAGGGACUAUGUAGCUAUAACCAGGAUACGAGAACCCGAACUCAUUCAUCUGGAUUGACCGGUUGAGCUAACACCACCGUGAUGAUUUUAUUCAUUCAUUCGUAGAGUUCGACUCCUGGUACUCGCUAGGAAUGCAGAUGGGCAGGAUAGGAAUUAGUCGUUCCUGUUUAUAAUAUGAUCAGCUUCUUUAGGGAAACUAUUCAAAUAUUAUACUGGUAGCCAAAGUUUUUUUUUUUUC
This is a messenger RNA of Punica granatum (pomegranate), 1324 nucleotides long. NCBI's taxonomy places the organism in Eukaryota, Viridiplantae, Streptophyta, Magnoliopsida, Myrtales, Lythraceae. The record is from RefSeq and is a predicted model, not a curated record.